Molecule: messenger RNA, 1925 nt
Organism: Oncorhynchus tshawytscha (Chinook salmon)
Lineage: Eukaryota; Metazoa; Chordata; Actinopteri; Salmoniformes; Salmonidae
Product: F-box only protein 48
Exons: 3
Coding region: 144-602 (152 amino acids)
Biological process (GO): SCF-dependent proteasomal ubiquitin-dependent protein catabolic process
Cellular component (GO): SCF ubiquitin ligase complex
Molecular function (GO): protein binding
Source: RefSeq, a predicted model, not a curated record
CCUAUAAACUAUGACUACGUCAUCGUCGUAGGUAAACAAGAUUUUUAACGGAAGGGAUAUUUAAACCGUGAGCUGUCAAGGAGGUCUACACAUUUGUUGGGGGCCACUGUUAAAUCAAAGUGUGGGACACUGAACUAUGCAGCAUGUAUGUCUCCAAAAGGAUCUCCAAUGCCUAUUUUGUCUGUGAAAGAAGGCCCACUUUGACCUCUGCCACAGAGACAUGCCCACACAACUUUGCUGAAAUGCUGCCCAUGGAAAUGAGCUUGAAGAUUUUUAGUGAACUGGACAUUGACAGCUUAUGUAGUGCAUUGUUGACCUGCAAACUGUGGCACCACAUCAUUGAAGACAGCGACCACCUCUGGAGGAAUCAUUGCCUGACUGUGCGAGCUUUCUGUCAACAGGAGAUUGAUGGGGACAGACAGUAUGGACUGUCAUGGAAGGUCACCCUGGUGCGGAACUACAGGAGAGGUUUUCUGAAGAGCGAAUGGUUAAGGGGACGAUACAGCAACAUUCAUUCUGCCGAUGAACUACUGGACAGGAACAUGUGCUCAUUGGAUGUUGAGACUUGGGGUGAGAUUCUGGAAGCAGAGCUGGAAAGAUAGAUGCAAAUCCCAUAAAGAGCUAUGAAUGAACCUUUUAGAUUUUCUUCUAUAAUUAUGUCUUAAGCACUUAUUGAUUUGUUUUAUACCUUUUAUACAGUUUUAUGUGGUUAUGGUUAAUAAUCACAACCUCGUAUUUCUUUUUUUGUUAUACAUUAAUAUAUGGUAGGCUAUAUUCCAGGAAAAUAACGAUACCCUUUAAUGAAUUCCUAAAUCAGUGAUACAAUUGGGCCUUCACCACACUGAAUAAAGUGGGCUAUUAAGAUGUUAAUUUGCAUCUACAGUAUAGCACUAAAGUUUAGCACUUUUACUACUUGGCAGUAUUUAUUAGCUAUUUAAACUCCUUUGGUUGACAGUGUGUAUAUGAGUUAUACUGUAUACAAUAAUACUCAUAAUGCACUGUAUCAGAUAUAUGGGGCUGGAGCACUAUAUUUUCUAUUUUAAUUAAUUUUGACAUGACUGUUCAUGUGUUCACUUCAUGUACAGCCAUGCAUAUUCAUGUGUUACUCACUGUAGGCUAUAUCACCAUGGAUCACCAUACAUUCAUUGAAAGACAUCAUUAUUUUGAUGCACAAACACAUUUGGUGUGGUGCAUAAUAUCUUCAAUAGUCUAAUUCAAUUAUUGCAGAUAGUUUAAAUAUGGCAAUUGACUUUGUCUUUAUAAUUAUGGUACUAUCUGCCACUGUAUCAAAAGCCACACCCACAAAUUAAACGGCAAUGAAACUUCGGGUUCAUUAACCAAGGUCCACUUUUUCAGCAGCAUGGACAGGGCCAAUUCAAAUCCAUUGACAGACUUUCUACGGUUUCUAACAAGAUCCAAUGUCAGCACUUCGGACAGGGAUAGCUAACAAUAUUCAAAUGAAUGGAUUCAGACAUUGAACAUUAGGAUAGUUCACCCUAGAGUGUUAAUUGUUGAUUUAUAGUUUAAUACAGUGUGUGGGCCUACAUCCUGCUGGUAUGUCCGUGCAAGCAUAUAGCAACCUAAAAACAAAAUAUACUGAGUGUACAAAGCUUUCCGUGACAUAAGACUAUCCAGGUGAAGGCUAUGAUCUUUUGAUGUCACCUGUUAAAAACACUUCAGUCAGUGUGGAUGAAGGUGAGGAGACAGGUUGGAUAAUUAUUUUUAAGCCUUGAGACAAUUGAGACAUGGAUUGUGUAUAUAUGCCAUUUAGUAGGUACAAGACAAAGAUUUACAGUGCUGUCAGAAAAUAUUCAUACCCCUUGAAUUGUUCCACAUUUUGUUGUGUUACAGCCUGAAUUAAAAAUGGAUUCAAUUUUUUUUCUUACCCAUCUAUACACAAUAUCCCAAAAUAAAAAAUGUUUUUA